UGCCGCCAAAUAGCUCCGGCACAAAACCACGAAUCGACCGUUUUUCCCCUUCGCAAACCAUUCAAAGUUGAACGCCUGGCUUCUCCUUCGCGUUCGCACUUCUCGUCGUUGCGGAAUAGAAGCGAAUCUUGUGGACCUAGGACAUGAGAGACAUGGCUGGUGUGUUGAGUUAUGCUCUUCUCGCUGGGCUGUCGCUUCUCGCAGCCAGAGCCAGUGGCCAGCAAACGUGUACAGUGGGCGGUGAUCCAUGCCACUGCACACUGAGCGACGGAAGAUAUAUUGAUCUCAAUGCGAUCUCCACAGCAUUCACUACUCCUUUUGAAGGAAUCAACCAUGAAUAUCAGUACGUGUUCGGUCCAUGCGGAGGAAGUCUAGAUUUAGGAGAUGAGUGCAUACCGUCCAAUCAAGUUGCGGUGUGUCAACAAGCUGGCACGUGGUACAAUCUGGGCCAAUCCUCACAAGUGACUGUGAUCGUCGACACGAAUGCCAAUCCAGUCACAUCGACGUGGACAUACACAGGCGGAUCAGAUGCAAGAGAAACCCAUGUGGUGGUGCAGUGUCAACAGGGCUCAUCGCCUGGCUCCAUCACUGAUGGUGGGGAAUCCCCUACACUCAACUAUAAUCUGAAAGUGGUUAGUGAUGUUGGCUGCAUAAAGGGCGGCGGCGGCCAGCCAACGGACACACCACCACCGGGUACACAACCUGUCACCAGUAAUGGUGGUGGCGGCGGUGGCGGUGGCGGUGGCACCAGCGGAAAGACAGGUGGCAUAUCACCAGGAAGUGUCACUGUCAUCAUAUUUUUCGUUGUUGUAACAAGCUACCUUGUUGGAGGUGUUCUUCUCAUGCACUUCCAUCGUGGUGCUCAAGGUCUGGAGAUGAUCCCCAACCGUUCUCUCUGGGUUGAGGUGCCUGGACUUAUCAAGGAGGGAGUACUGUUUGUAGUUUCUCCAUGCCGGGGAGGCCGGGGUGCCGACUACGAAAAGCUUUAGGACAAGCAGUCUCCCUGUCUUGGACAUCAUCAUCUAUUUAGAAGAGUCUUGCAGAAUAUUUCUCAUGGUGCUGGACACAUUAUCAUCUGUAUUUCUCUUAUAAUUUGUGGACUUAUUUUAUUUACUCUAGAAGAGCAUAAAGCUGAAUUCACUCGAGUGCGUUUUGUGGCAGCUGGCCCUUCCACAAACUUAGAUAAUGUUGCAUGACAUUGUGCAAUAGAUCCGCACUGCUGAUUUUAGCACACACACACACACGCAUAUACACACACACACACACUAACACACAGGCGCAUACAUACACACACUCAUACACACACAUACACACACACACACACACACACACACACACACACACACACACACACACACACACACAUGCACACACACACACAAACACACACACACACGCAUAUUGAUCAUCGUCAUCUUCUCCGAGUUUUGGUUCCUUUUCGGCGGCUGGGCAUGCGCUCCCACCAGUACUACAGAUAUCUAUCGACUUUGUUGGACAGUUUCAAGUCGAUACAGUUGCGCUGACCCAGCAAUCGCCAGCACUUUCAGCAAUGCUAACUUAAAAUAAUCCCCUCUAGCCUGCCUUGGCCCUAGCUCUCAGUUUUGAUUCUUGUGUUGACUAAAGGCGUUGGCCAGUCAUUGAUGAUCACUAACAAUCCUCACUUAGACAACUUACUCCUAGUACCUUUUAAUGCCUAA
Messenger RNA from Sycon ciliatum, 1697 nucleotides. RefSeq lists its product as uncharacterized. Bases 144 to 989 code for a protein of 281 amino acids. NCBI's taxonomy places the organism in Eukaryota, Metazoa, Porifera, Calcarea, Leucosolenida, Sycettidae. The transcript is spliced from 7 exons. The record is from RefSeq and is a predicted model, not a curated record.